This is a messenger RNA of Penaeus vannamei (Pacific white shrimp), 8487 nucleotides long. The record is from RefSeq and is a predicted model, not a curated record. NCBI's taxonomy places the organism in Eukaryota, Metazoa, Arthropoda, Malacostraca, Decapoda, Penaeidae.
UGACAGCCAAGUGUUGUAGGUGCUGAGUUCUGGUGCAGCGCGGCACACUCGAGCCCACUGGUCGCCAUCCAUCAACUACAAAACCUGCCCUGCCUUCUUCCACGUUCUGGCACCAGAGGGUGGUGGUGGUGGUAGUGAGGGCAGCUGUAGUGGUGGCGGUGGUAGCUUGGGCGGGAUGACCAUUACCAAUCCGGGCGUCCCAGUCCAGGAGGCUAAUGUUGUGACGCAGCCUCAGGGGCCGCACUACACAAACCGCACAACAGAUAUUCCCCCGACUGAGGUUAUUCACCAGGUUGCAUGUGAGGUGGAGAGUCUGGAGUGCAAGCACUCCCUCCAGCUGCCUCCAGAUCCACUCCACAUGCAUCCACACCAUGGUGGUGGAGCGGGUGGUGCCCUCACCAUCGUGGUAACUCCCCCCAUACCACAACUGAGCCAGGGCUUGUUUCCGCAGCCUCAGGGUGUUGUCAGUAUGGGGGCAGAGGAGAAAGGACCCCUCCCAGCUGCUGCCAUUACCAGCACCACAGUGGCAACUCCUGUUACAACAUCAGUGCUGCAGACUUCACAAAUUCCUGCGAUGCUCAUGGCUACACCAACACCUGGUAUUAUUGCACCAACACCCAUGUCCGGUGAAGUCUUAUCCACUCCACCUGUUGCAGUUGAUGUUAGCUUGCCAGUUGCAGCAGAUGAGUUGCAGAACCUACCACCUGGCUUCCAGCCCAGUUUCCAGCCUGGUUUCCAACCUAGUUUCCAACCUGGCUUCCAGCCUGGCUUCCAGCCUGGCUUCCAGCCUGGCUUCCAGCCUGGUUUUCAGCCUGGCUUCCAGGCUGUCCCUCAAGGCACUCUGGACCCAGCCAUGAUGCAGCAGAUGGCAGCACUGCCCCCAGAUAUGACCUCUGCAGCUACAGCUGUCGGGGUGUUGCCAGGAAUGGGUCUUCAAGUAGGAGAAUCAGGUCAUGUUACAGUGUGUCCAGCAUCUGGACUUCCUGUGGGUGUUUCUGCACCCAUGUGUAUGCCAACACAGGUGGGACUUGCACCUGAGGAUUCAUCUGCCAUGGCUUCUGCAAUACCUCCUGGGGUAGGUAUGUCUGGAGCGGCUCUUGGAUUGCCCACAGAAGUGAGAUUAGUGGCUGUUCCAAACCCAGAGCAGCGCAGUAAGAUGGAUUUGAAUGCACUAAGAGAACAACUGCAAAAGCUUGUUCCAGGUGCACACGUUACUCUCACUCACGAGCCACAGGAAACUGUUAGUAGUGGAUCUUCUGGAAUGGAAGGCAUGAGACAAGAGUAUACGCAGUCCCAAUCUCAGCCUUCAGUAGCAAUUCCUCUAACUGUUAUGGAUUCAAGAGCUGAUGGCAUGCCAGGGACACAAGCACAGGGCCUUGAAACGCCAGCUGGGGUGUCUGUGGCUCCAAGCAUGAUGCUUCCACAGACAGUAAGAUUACCAACGGGUGAAACAGUCGCCUUAAUGACACCAGUCAUGAUGGAGUCAGGUGUACCACAACCACAUGUGUACCCAGCAGUGGUGCCACUUUUAGAUGGCACUCCAACCCCAGCUCAGGCCACUUUGGGGCCAGGUGGAGUUGGGGAAGCCUAUGCAUGGAGAUCAGCAGUGGCAUCUCCUGUCCCCCUCCAGGGCCAUGUGAGCCUCUCUAGGACACCAUCACUCAAAGACUCAGAGGGAGACUCCAAGUCAGACCCUGGUGACAGUAGGCAGACCAGGAUUGCACGGUUUCAAGUCACAAAGGUGGUUGAGGAUGCUGUUAGAAGGGCUUCUGACACGUCAACAUGCAGCACCCCAGUCAGCUCCCCAGUUCGGCGCACCGGUCGUUUUGCCAUCACAAAAGUGGCGGAGUCAGCAGGAUCUGGCAGUGGCACUCCUGUAGGUUCAGGCCCUGGCCUUGCUGGGUCUCAAGCACACUUGCCUGCGCAUGCAGAUUCUCUGGGAGGGACACCUUCAGACCCCCCCUCUGCCGGGCCCUCAGCCCCUCCAUCCAUGACCUCCUCCUUUGUCUCUGAGGACACAUCAGCUACAACACCUGCCACACCCGCUGCUGAUGGAGAUGCCUUUAGUCAACAGCCUUCAGUAACAAAUGACUCUAGCGAGGACCACAUACCAACUCUGGGGGAUAGUCAAGGCAGUGUAGUUGUUACUAGACCCCCUGGCGAUAGCUGGCAGCCCCAGUCCCAGCCCUCACCUUCCUACCCCGACCCCCAGCAGGCAUGUGGGGCACAGGGCAUUGCUGUCCCUCCCCACCCAACCCCUCCGCUUUCACAGGCUUCCCCCAAACCCCCCAUUUCACAGACUCCCACCAGGGAUAGCCACAGCUUACCCAGACCCAAAACAAGCAGUCAUUCUGCAAAGAUGGAGACAUUCAGAAAGACCAGGAGCCUGAAACUAGACAUUCCUGAGACUCCACCUUCCAGUAGCACAAACACACCAGACCUCUGUUUCAAAGAGGCCCCUCCAAUAUGCAUCACUCCUGCAGUUUCUAGUGACCAUACUUCAUCUUACUUGAAAGAAAAGCCAUCAAGCGUUGGUUAUGAGAGGCAGUCUGAUAAGAAAAAAGUACCUUUGCCCAAGACGCCAAAUAUUGUUAAGAGCAAAUCUGGUCCAUGGAAGUUUUCAGCAAGUACAUCUUAUGAUGCAGACACUGAGGAGCUUGCAGAAAUGGCAGUUAGUAAAGAUUCCUCUGAGUGUCGUAGAGGUUCAUCUGAAUGUGGGUAUGCAGCUGUAUGCUGCAAGAGUGUUGAAGUGCAAACUGAAUGUUCAGAGGGUCAGGGAUGUCAGAGCGCAGCUUCACUGGCACAGACCUCCCCAAGUGUUAAAACUCGUUCAAAGCAAAAACCAGUAAAAGGCCAGACCAACCUGAUUCCUCCACCAGUGCCUCCAAGAAAUCGACCCUUAAAACCUGCUCUGAAAAAAACAGAAAGCAUUAAUUGGCUAGAUCGCAGCAGCAGUAUAGUUGACUUGAGGAAUCUAUUUGAAGAAGUCAAGCAGUCAAGAGAAAUGUUACAGAAAUCUCGAGAGUCACUAAACCGCUCUGGGGAAAGGCAGUCACUUAGUGUUUACAGCCCAUUAUCACGCACCAAAAGCGUAAGUAACAUGCAUCAUGUGGGCUUAUCAGCAGCACGGGAUUCAGGACUGUCUCAUUCUUCUUGGGAGCUUAGUGAGGCACGUGCUUCAACUCCUCACCUUCAUCCACUUAGAACAGUGAGCAGUGUCAGCUUUACAGAGGAUGGACAGUUUGGGAUGCAUUCACCAGGUCAGUCUAUAAAACAAAGUCCAGCUGUAAGGAGAUUAACAAGGAGGAGCCAUCACCAUGGUGUACACGAAGAAUCUGUUUAUCAUACAGUACAUACGUCAUCCCAUCAGUUGCCAACUCCACGUGUUAUUAGACCUCAGCAUACUGAAACGCUGCAUACUCCUGCAUUCCAAGACGAUGUUUACUAUACCAUUCAAGGAGGAACAGGUGUGACACAGCACUUCCAGUUGGAAGAGCAUCGACCCUGGUACAGGAUUAAACCUCGUUCAAGGACACACUCAAAGAACUACUACCCAACAUCGAGUUCAAGCAGUGAAGAAGGAUUUGCUGAAGAUGAUUCCCUCUAUGAACCUCUUCGGGAAUCCCCAACUAUGACGUCACCGGAGGCAUACAAUCCUCAAUUUGCAUAUGAGGUUCCAUAUCCUCCCCAGCGAUCACCCAGAUUCGCAAGCCAGCUGUCUCACUCACCCCCGCACACUUUCCAUUACCCUCUGUCUCCCAGGAGUCCUUUGCAUUGUCAGUCACCAAAGUCUCAAGGCCAACCUGCUCAUUCACAGCACUACUUUUGCCAGAGUCCUCAGCAUUCCCCACAAUCCCCCCCUUGCCCUGUGCAGUCACCACCACACUAUCCUUCCCAGCCCUACAAUUACCCACCGACCUGCAUGACCCUUAGCUAUCCCCAAUCUCCAAUUAGCCGAGCGUGGCCCCCGUCCUCAGCCCAGCUUGACAUGGGCCACUCACACUCGUGGACCGAGGACGAAGAACUGGAAACGGUGAGGCAUGAUCUGGAAGAUUUCUCAGAAGAUGAUGACAGUUUUCAGCAGCUUCUUUACAAGCAAGAACACGAGGAAGCUGAACUCAGACGUCGCCACCAACAAGAACGGGAAGCCUACAAAGUCCAGCGUCUACAACGAAGCCAGAACAGUAGACGACCUCAGUCUCUACGCCUGGCUUCAUCCCCGGGUCCCCCCACCCCAGGCACGACUCCAACGUCGCCACACUCCCAGUCAGACUCAAAGCAGUCAGAGAAAUGUGAUAUCCCAGUUGGUGCUAAUGGUGAUGCAGCCAUUGCAUCCGAUCAUUCUGUGGAUACCUCCAGUAGUGGCACAACGUCAGGAAAGAAGGGGCGUACAAUCUCAGAGGAUAUGUUAGAGUUGGUUCAGAACCUGAGCGGCCCUCGACAGGCGCAGCGGCCAUCUCAAGGCAAGAUGACACUCAACCAGAUGAUGGCCCAGCAGAAAGCCACAGCAUCAUUACAACAUCCAGGGCAGAGACCAGUUUAUCCCACAGUGGGAUAUGCUACUGCACCUUUUCAUGGCCACAUAUUUCCCACAUUUCAUACAUUCCCCUACCCGUAUCAGAAGCUGUCCGAUGGCUCAAUAGUGGCUGUGUCCCAAGUAGAUGAUGUUUCUGGAACUCCCCCUAGUACUAGUAGUACCAGCAGUAGCGGCAGUAACAUGCCAUUACAGCAACAACCCUCACAACAGCCACCUGCCACAAGUGCCUCAUGGGUACAGUGGCAACAGCAGUAGGUGUGGCCAACAUUCCAAGUUCCCUCUCAGGGACAGGAACCUGCAUCUGUGAUCCUCUAAUUUUGUACUCCCACAUAUGGAGAUGAGCUCAGCAACGGCAGUGGAAGCAACAUGGUCCUGGCAGUCCAGCAGAAGUUAACCGUAGAAUAUUUUGUGUCUCAUCCAUUGAAUGACAUGGGUCUUACUAUUGUCCAUUUGAAGAACUUUACAAGUGAUUUACAGCUGACAAGGGGCAGCAGUGUUUCCAGUGCUAGUUGACGAGUUUCAAACUAGUCAUCAAAUAGAAGGGAUGAAAAUGGAAAUUUCUAAUGUUUGUUUGCAUCAGAAAUAAUUUGAUUUUGUACCUCAGUCAUCCAUUCUGUUCUUUUUAGAUAUGACUAGAUGUAUUGUUUACUAUAGUGAUCCUUUUUUUUUAUUAUAUUACUGUUCCAUGACGUAUGAGAACAAAUGUAUCUUUUAGGUGAAUUGAUCAAUCAUGUUGAAACACUCCUCUCUGUUCAGUGGUUGUAGAUUGAACAAGGGAUAAACAGUGUAUAUGUUGUAUUAUAAUAUGUACAGUGAGAGUUGUACAGCGAUGAAAUAGUGGUGGGUCCUGUGAUGGGAACUGCACUAGAGUAUGAGGGAUAUACAAGGCUAGCCACAGUGAUUCACAAGAAGGCUAAGCAAAUGCUGAAUGGUCUUCCAGCUAAACACUGAAGGUUAUACAUGCACAUAGUGUGAAAUGCCUACAGCGUGCUUAUGCCAAGUGACCAGUGACUGUGGUCAGGAAGACCUUCAAAUAACUCCACCCAGACUUUCCUCGUAAGGUGGUAUCAAUGGUUCAUUUUAAAGCAGGAGGCUUCCUUUAGUUAGCCUGCAUGUGUAUAGCAAUGUAAAGGACUGAAGCAAAGACCAAGAUUAUUAUUGUGAUGGAAUUUGGUGCUACUGCACGUCUCAUGUGCAGUAUGUAAGUUUCUAGAGAUUUAUUCACAUGUAGAGAAAGUGUGAUGGAUUACUGCAGAAGUUCUGUUUUAUUUUUAACCAACAUAAUGUUGAUCCAGACUAUCGAAGGAAGGGAUAUUUUUUUAUCUUUUCUUUUUUUUAGUGUUAAAUUUUUCUUUUUUUCAAAGAAAUUAGGUGAACAUAUAAAGUGAGCAAAAGCCAUGUAUUUUGAGAAGUAAAUUCAUCUGCUUUAUCUUCAAGAAUGGAAUGCAAAUAUCUGGCAGUUAGGUGCCAUCUACUCUGAAAGAGUUCAAGAAAGAUGAGUGUAAAAGGAGGAUAAAUUCUUGGUUUUUCCUUCUUGAUAGAUACAAGAAGUAAGAUUGUAGUAGAGGGAGGACAGACUGUUAUCAGAUCUUCACAAUUGGUUGCUGAGUAAUAUUAUAGGUAAGAAGUUUUAAAGAGCUGUAUCUUUAUAUCAGAACUUUAAGGCAUGAAAGGGAAUUUUCAUACAUCAAAAAUUCUCAUAUGACACUAAAACUGGUGAAUAAGAAUGAUGUACAUCAAAUGAAGAGACAUUUUACCAGUCAAAUGUGUAUGGCCUUGUUGAUUGUAGUGAUAAACGUAAUAUUAUCAUGUAGCAUCAUCUCUGUCAACUGACAUUUAUAGGUGAAUUACCUUUAUCCUGCUUCAAUCUUUACCAGUAAUCCAUGUAUCUGUCCCCCACUGGUUUGUUGAAUACUCCAUUGCUUAUGCUAACUACCAGUUAGGUAACAGCCGUCAUUAUCAUGCCAGGAGCGCCUCACUUGCAUUUCAUGUUUCCAUUCUUACUAAGAUAAUUACUAUGCUUUUUAAGCUUUGAAAAGCAGGAGAUAGGUAGCUAACACUUCCAUGUGACUACCUGUUUUGAACCUUCCUUCCAUCUGUAUGAGCUGAUUAAGUUCUUUUUGUUUUUUGUUUUUUAUUUAUUUUUUUUAUUUUGUUUUGUUUUUGUUUUUUUCUACUUCUUGCUCUGCAACCAUGAUGUUGAGCCAAGGUGGUGCUGAGCUUGUCCAGGUUUUAGGCACUUCUAUAACCUAUGUAGGAUUUGCUUUCUAGAUUGCCUGUACGUAAUAUUUAUAUGUUACUCUAGAAUAUUGUAUUAUAUUUUAUAUUCAAUUUUUUUAAUGCUUGAAAUGUAAGCUACUAAAAUUCCUUCCAAUAAUAUUUGUAAGUUUGCAUUGGUUAUUGGCUAUUUUGUUUGCACUUGAGUUGCAUAGGGGACAUGGGACUCAGCACUCCCCUGCCUCGACGUAUGGUUCACCUGCAGUCUGCCAUGCAGUUGUAUGCCAAUUGAAGAGAUCUUACAAGUUUCAUGGAAGUCCACUCAUUAAUGUGCUGUAUAAAUAUAUUGUAUGAUAUUUAGAAAUGAUCAAAUAAAGUGGUGCAAAAUUUUACUGAGAGUGGUCUUUUAUUUUUUACCCUGCAGAGUACUGAAACUGCUUUUAUGUAUAAUGUUCCGUUUAAUUGUUUUGUCUUUCUGACAAUUGUAAAACUUUCAUUUGCACAUCAUCAUCUUUGUAAAAUUCCACUAAACCAGGACCAAUGUAUAUCCCUUCCUCUGAGGAUUUCCAUAACAUUAAAGUUUUGUCAGUGUUAAUGUAUUAUAUACAUUCCAGAAAAUGAGGUGUAUUUUUUAUUGCUUCUAAAGGUUCACUUGCAUCUAUGAUUUCGAAGAGUUUUAACCUUGUAGGUGAUAUGUUGUACCUUUUGAUAUUGGUUAUAUUCUUCGUGUUUGUGAAAAGUUAUUUCAUUUGGUAUGAAAAAUGUAUCUCUAAUCAUUUUCAAAGGAAUCAGUUGGUGUUUUUCCUGUUCUAUGUUUUUACUUGUGCUGUAUUUACUUUUAUUACAUAAUUUUAUUGUUCUCUUGAAAAAAGAAAAAAAACAUGUGAAACCACAUGAUUCACCAACUUUUAAAACUUCAUUAAAAACAUUAUUAAAGAGGAUUUUCCUAAUUAAUUUCCCAUGAUGUGAGAGGGUCGUAAAGUGAACUUAAUGAAAUAUGUGUGAACAUUUAAAAUUAGUCUAUGACAUUAACAUUUUGUAUUUAAUUUUGUGGCAGUAUCAGCAAAUGCUAAAGGCAGUGAUGACCUUGAAAAAAAUAUAUGAAAGUAAGAACACCAGAUGCUCAAGCUCUCACUGCAAAAAAUGUGAUUCUCUAAAUCAAAAUUAUAUUUUCAUAAUGCAUGUUCAUGACUGCUUAGUGUAUUGAUGUGAUAAAUUAUAAAACUUUUUAGAACAUUCAUCUUAAGGUUUGAUGAAAUUUUAGAAUUCGCCAUCACAUUGUUGAUCAUUAUUGUGUAUGCGCCUGGAAGGUCCAAGAAAAUAGAGAAAAUAAAAUGUCAGUUUAAGUCGGUAACAUAUUAAGAUAUUUUGGUAUAGCACUGCAAUUAUUUUAUUUUUUCAUGAGCAAGGAAAGACAUUCUGUGAAGUUCAAUAUCAUACAAAAACUGCUUGCUUCCCAUUAUAAAAUAGUAAAGCUUAACAAAAAACAUUUUUAAACAAAAAUAAUUUCUUGUUAAUUCUACAUAGACUGGAAUGUGAGGAUGACGUUGACCAGUUGCAUAAUUGGUAAUUGUACAGAAUGAGCAUGAGUUAUUUCCCUUUCAAGGAGUGGAAUGAUAAUUUCUGGGAAGUUAUAAACAGAUGUUCUAUGGAAUCAGUUAGGGCAGCCAAUAGAUGACUAAUAUGCACGACUUGCGUAACUUCAUAUACUAUCCACUUUGAUUAUUAAAAAA